UGAAUGUGUUAAUUGUUUCUUUUUUAUGAAGCUGAGCUCUGCUUCAGACUUUAAUAGACAAUAAUAAACUGUCCAAAUAUUUUAACCUAAAAUAAGAGUCUGCAUACCAACACUUCUCCUAGACAAUAUAUCACUUUCAAACAAAAAAAAAUACCCCGUGAAUGUGUGUAAACUCUAGGCUAAUUAGAAAUACGGUCUAGAUAUAUAUAAUGAAGGCUUUGGCUCCAGGAAAAGCAAAGCACCGCCUGGAAUUCACGUGUCAGUAUUUCAAAUCAACAGAGAUGAACGCGGCCUCAGUUCAGCCUCUUUGGCACAGCUCCCUGGGUUAUUUAAAAUCUGCUGGAAAAAAGAAAAAAAAACUGCAGCGCUGACAUUUAAGCUCUUCUUAGUGAUGAGUUCACUUGUGUUUCUUAAUUUUAUUACACUCUUGCUUUUAAUGACCCCGCUGGUUUUAUGGCAGUUCAAUAAGUUGGGGGAACUAAUAUUAAACCAUAUGCUAGAAAAACAAGCGAGAUACCAUAAACGCAAUUUAUUGUUCUGUAAAUACUUUUAUUGGGAGAGUGUAAACCGAAAUCUAAAGUUAUAGGAGGACGUUCCAUGUCAGCUGAGAGCGUGUCACUUUCCCAAAUGCUUUAAUUGGUUACAUGUUUAUCAACUUGGCUUCGGACGAGGUGUAAAACAGCGGCGCAGAGUGAGCUGACUCCAUGAUUGCCUUUUUUUUGCCUCCCAGCGGCCCCAUUUCUCUGCGUCAUGACUGAUGGACAAAUAAGUUAACUUCGUGACGUUUGAAAUAUGUAGCCAAUGUUAAGUGCAACAACAAAACAAGAUUCCUAACAUUACAUAUAUGCUGAUUGUGAAGGCUUCCUUAUCGAUAGUAGCAUGCUUCUUACUAGGCUUGUGUGUGGAUGUGUUGAUUGGGUUAUUUGUCUAAGUCACUUCUGUCAUAGCACUGAGGCAACGUGUGGAAAAUGAAGGUGGUUUGCAGAUACUGUCUCCAAUUAACACGCUGUCUGGUUGGCAGACCGGGCUACAGGGUGGAGGCCCUCCGAAAAUUAAAAUUCCCACAGCCUGCGGUCUAUGGAGAGGCCAUUUUGACACACAAAAAAAUAUCCCGAGCAUCUGUGACGCCCCACAUUAUCAUUUCUACUCUAGACAUGUCUAAAACACUGCGUAGCACGUGUAGGAUUCUAAUAUUGAAACCAGAAUGCUUUACAAUUGAACGGUCACGUGCUCCUCAGAGGCACUUUUUCCAACAUUCAGUGCUCCAUCACUUAAAUGAGGCUGAACGCUAGGCUGUUCCCCGUGAACACCAUUCAUUUUGUAAUGACUAAAGCUCAUUCAACUCAAAUCUCAAAUACCAGUUGAAACUUGCAGAAACCCAGGUUACUUGAUGAUCACAGGUUAACACAUUAACCUUUACUAAAGUGUACAGCCUAUCAGUCUGGUCCUUACUGGGUCGCUGUUAUCCAACGGAAGGUAUCCAGAUGAGCUGCAAAUCGGUCCUUUAAGACGGAAAAACAGAGGCAUGUGGUGAAUUCAAGCUCAAAGGCCAAAGCUGUGCGCCAGAGUCGAGGCUGAUGUUUAAAGGACUCUUGUUUUGUUUUGUUUAUAUUUGCUGCUGAUCCUGAAAUGAAAGUGGUCAGCUUCUCAGUCUUACUCAUCAUAUCCCCUAUGUUUCUGCUAUAGCUUACCUUCAUCCUUGUAAAUAACUGCGUUACCCCCAUAAGGGUUGCCAUAAGCACUGUACUUCAUGUUUAAUCGUCGUAAAUAACGGUGUUAGCUGUAGUCUCUGUGCGACGGAGAGAUCGGAUUUAUAGCCUCUGCUAGCAGCCCGCCACCCCCAAAAAGUCCAAGACUCCAGUCUGCGUUAAUUGUAAAGAAAUAAAGACUUACAGUCCCGGUGACUUUCAUAAAGGUCAGCAAGAAGUCAGAUGUCUGGACUCACUGCAGCCUGCUGCUCUUGUCUCCUCAUUCAAAGCCCAGUGACUGAUUUUAUCCUUCAAACGCUGCUGACUGAAAGUCUUUGACCACAAGUGGACACCACCGGGAGCUCCGGCACAGACCAGCAGAGCCACCUACUAUUCCGUUACAGAAGAAAGCUGCAACCGGCGUCCAACCCCAGUCCCCGGUACCACUGCCGAGCUCCGGUCCGAGCUGUGUUUACUCCUGGCAGCCUGACCGCUGAGUGAGAAGCGCCCUUUACCCGACCGGCAGGAAGCCUGCAACAGAUUCACUCUCGUUUACGGUCCGCUCCACCACAGGCCAUAUAUCAGCCCUAUAAAACCAAAGCAGCCGCCCUGAUCUGGGAUUUUAUUAUGGUAUUAAACGGACCCCAAAAAAGUAGUUGAAGUAGUUUGCGCUGUAAAGACAAGGGGCAUAACCACACAGGGCCCGAUUUAAUGGCGCUCGUUAACAGAAAUGACUGUUAAUCUGCCAAUAAAACAGUGUCAGGCGGCUCUGCAGCUCACAGAAAACCUUCCAAGUAGUUUCAGAAAGCUGGUGAAUAAUUAAACACACCUAGGCGUGAAUUUUACUGUCUAUCUUGUCUUGGAUACAAAAUAUCUCUACUGUUGACUCGACUGGCGCGUAUACUAAUGGUGUUCUCAGUGUAGACUGAUGUUGCGAUUGAUUUAAGUGAUUGCUUGCACACAAUUCAGCAAGAGUGGAUGUGCUCCUGGUAAUGCGUUUCCUGCGCUUCACAUUGAAAUGCGCGUGCAUCUAUUUUGAUUAGGCUAAGAAUGAAUAAAUAAAUCCUACACAAAAAUAAUGGCGCCACUUAUUUGUCAGCCAUUGUCUCCGCUGUGCAUUUCAGCAUUUUAUGCAUACUGUCCAGACCAAGCAGAACUGAACGGCUUUAUGUCAUUGAAGCUUGACAGCAGCCAUAGAUACACAGACCAGAUACACGGAGGAACGGUUCAUUUUGCAUAUUGCAUAUAAACAAGACAAUUUAUUUAGAAGGGAGGCAAUCUAUUAAAGAGAGAUAUCGUUUUGUGCGAAAGCGAGAUAGAGAGAUAGAGAGAGAGAGAGAGAAAGAGAGAGAGAGAGAGAGGCCAGUGUCAGGUUUGAUUUACACUCCAUUGACGCUUUAUCAAGCUCGGAGAAAAAGUCCGGCCAAUCAGUUUGCACCUCGCGCAGACUUGACAAACCCCCGCGCAAAGUGCGAGACUGUAGGGUAUAGCACUUUGUUUCGCUAUAGUGAGCAAGUUGUUUGGGAGGAAGGGGGCUAGUGUUGGGAGAGAGACAGUGGAAGGGAGGGGGCGAGCCAGCAAGACAGAGAGAGAGAGAGAGAGAGAGGGAGAGGGAGAGGGGGGAAAGAAAAAUCUCCUAAUGUGCCUCUUCUUGUUCUCCAUUUAGUGAACUGGCGGCGUUUCGCAGAUAAUGUCCGAGAAUGUCCAUUUCUGGGACUUUGAGCAACUAUUACGUGGACUCCAUCAUAAGCCACGAGAGCGAUGAACUCUCAACCCCGGCUCGCUUUCCCAGCGUCCAGUAUUCCGGCUCGAGCUCCGCUGCAGCCGCGGGCGGAAGGCAGCCCGGCGGCGCGGCGCACACGGAGCAUCCCCAUCCAGAGUCGUACCCAUCCUGCAGCUUCCAGCCGAAGCCUCCGGUCUUCUCGUCGCCCUGGAGCCCAUUCAGUCCGCACCACGGUGCCAGUGGCCUCCCUACGGUCUAUCACCCGUACAUCCCAGCCCAGCACGUUCCUGCCGCGGACACACGGUACCUACGCUCAUGGCUGGACUGCGCGCCGCGCGGCUCCGAGUCUGUCCCGGGGCAGGGCCAGACGGGGCAGGUCAAGCUGGAGCCGCAGCUCGGCCAUCUCGGUGGGGAGAUCUCACCCAAAGUCGGCGGACAGCACCAGCACGAGACCACCACGUACAUCUUGGAGUCGACAUCUACGGCUGCGCGCGAGCUAAGCCACCAUCCGGUCGCCAUCCCGGGGGCAGGGUUCGAAGAAAAUAAGGACAUUUGUGAAGGGAGUGAGGACAAAGACGGCCUGGAUCAAAAUGACCCCUCGGCCAACUGGCUACAUGCGCGCUCCUCCAGGAAGAAGCGGUGCCCUUACACCAAAUACCAGACGCUCGAGCUGGAGAAGGAAUUCCUGUUCAAUAUGUACCUCACGCGGGACCGGCGGCAUGAGGUGGCGCGCGCGCUUAACCUGACUGAGCGGCAGGUGAAGAUCUGGUUCCAGAACCGGAGGAUGAAAAUGAAGAAACAGAGCAAGGACCAACCCAAGGACUAGCGGGACACCCACUCGCGCGCGCACAUACCCAUUCAGACGCACAUGCACGCAAGCUCACACCAUGUAUCCAACCUAAAGUCCCAAAUGUCUUUUGUCUACAACACAAAAUGGCCUUCCCAAGAACAGCAAAACUACACACCCGCAUCUGCUGUUUCCAAUUUGUUUUAACCUCCAGGCACUACCACGUGAGCUUCAGUUCAAUCACAUCGAUUUCUACAACUGAUCAAUGGCUUUAUUGAUCGCUGACAGACGUUGAGGACGUCACCACGCUGAAGUCUUAGGAAGGUCGGAAACGCUCCAUCUGAUGUUAGAAGGAGGCUGAAACUUUGGAAACAUUUGAGUUUGUGGUCAUGGAGAAUGAUGGAGAAAAACUCACAGACUAGCAGCUAUUCCCCCUGGACCUCAUCUCCUUUAAAUGGGUCGGUAAAACUGCGGACUGGACUGUUCGUUUGAUGAACUGAUGGCUCUUGUUAGUUUCAUAGUUCUAUAUUACGUUAUUAUUUAGGCUUUGAUAAUAGGCUACAUUAUGGGAGGGAACAAUGCAGCAAACCGCACAGUAACGCAACAACAGAGAGAGAGAGAGAGAGAGAGAGAGAGGGCGGGGGGUAUUCUUUUUUCUCAAGCUCCGGGCCUGCUCCUUCUUUUAUUAGUUAUUUAUUGUUCCGUCGCUGACACCGGAGAGGCGGAGGUGCUGAAACCAGGGUUUCACGCGGCCAUUAAUAAGCACGAGGAACGAAGGGGGAUGCACACACUGAUUUUCAUCCUUCUUUUUCUUCUUCUCCUUUUUUCGUGUUCUACUCUCAUUGCUGGCAGAAUUUGAUUAGAAAGCGCCCGAUGGCCGGCGCUGAUAGCAGCAAGCCACCGUUUGUUUCCCGGCUGUCGGCCUAAGUAAUGAGCAGAUACCGGAGGGGGGCGGGGAGGAGGGUGGGAAGUGAUGGGGUGUUAACCCGACUCAGCAACCGGGGAUCCGAUUAGGCUGCUGUCGAUUUCGUGGAUCCCCGCCCUUCAGCUACCUCUCUGGAUGCUUUAUGCGCUGCAGCUCAUCUGCGGCCUUUAUCGGCCAUCAAUAGCGGGGACGGCUCCGGAAAACAAGGGCCUGGAGUUAGCAGGGUUUAUCUGAGAGGAAACACAGCACAAAGCAAACCAAUUUUAAAAUCAUAUUCACCCUUCUUGAAACUAUGCUCCAUGCACCAAUAAUCAGUUUUGGCCGAAUCUAAGUCAGAUUUAUCCAGGUGAAGUAAGCCUUGACCCCCACCACACUGACCUGAAUUUACUUCAGAUGAUACUCCAAAUAGUUUUGCCUGCUUCUUCUCUGUACGUGCUUUCUCACCAGACACUCUUAAACAGCAUUUAAAUGUGUAAAUAUGUGUCUCAAAUUGGUGUUAAUUAGACUGGUCAGUGCAACUCCUCCAUGGCUGCUAAUUAGUUUAGUUUACUAGCAGUUUGCAGUAAAGAUGUAAAAAUGGCAAUUCCAGAUUCUAGUGCGCACAAAGUCCCUGUGCGCGUGUAGCACUAGUUUGCGCCCGCAGACUCAAAAACCUCUAUCCUCUCGCUCACCACCUUUCAGUCUUUAUUCAGUCUUUCAUUACAUUUCAUUUUCAGAAAGAUUCAGCUCUAUUUUUAUACAUACAAUGUUGUGUAUUAUCUGCUAUGCAAGGCGGGUGUCCCUCUCAUUUCAGGAAACAUACAGAUAGUGUGCGUCACAGCGGUUUCCAAAGGCAAACUAGGACUGAAGAAAGAGCGUCGAUUUUGAAAUUAAUUUUU
Molecule: messenger RNA, 6001 nt
Organism: Micropterus salmoides (largemouth bass)
Lineage: Eukaryota; Metazoa; Chordata; Actinopteri; Centrarchiformes; Centrarchidae
Gene: hoxb9a
Product: homeobox B9a
Exons: 2
Coding region: 3389-4237 (282 amino acids)
Biological process (GO): proximal/distal pattern formation; regulation of transcription by RNA polymerase II; embryonic skeletal system morphogenesis
Cellular component (GO): nucleus
Molecular function (GO): DNA-binding transcription factor activity, RNA polymerase II-specific; RNA polymerase II cis-regulatory region sequence-specific DNA binding
Source: RefSeq, a predicted model, not a curated record